Aspergillus ibericus CBS 121593 is the source of this 1245-nucleotide messenger RNA. RefSeq names its product glycosyltransferase family 32 protein (gene och3). The transcript has 4 exons. Lineage: Eukaryota; Fungi; Ascomycota; Eurotiomycetes; Eurotiales; Aspergillaceae. Gene Ontology annotation, cellular component: mannan polymerase complex. The record is from RefSeq and is a predicted model, not a curated record. The coding region runs from base 1 to 1245 and encodes 414 amino acids. Gene Ontology annotation, molecular function: alpha-1,6-mannosyltransferase activity. Gene Ontology annotation, biological process: protein N-linked glycosylation.
AUGAUCAGCCGGUGCUUGUUACGCCGUCAGGUGUUGGCAGCCAUCACUCUAAUGGUGCUACUCACUUGGUUGCUCUAUCGCCCUGAUACCUCAGUCCAGGAAAUCUCCCUGCUCGAGCAUCGCUACCCGCUACUCUUCCAGCGCGUCCACACCAAUAGUGCCACUGGUGGAGCCUGGUAUAUCCCCCCAGGAUGGACGAAUGAAACCGACCCGAUCCCCAAGACCAUUAUCGACGCUGCCGAACACGCCUCCCGCGCCGCCAGUACCAUCGCCCAUCGCCAGAUUCCAUACUCGUCGAUUCCCUUGAUCGUACACCAGACCUGGAAGAGCACACGCGUUGAUACCUGGCCGCAUGAAAUACGACAGAGCACGGAGAAAUGGCUGCGCGUGGUGAACGGGCAAAUGGCAUACUUUCUCUGGGACGAUGAGGGGGUCGCGGAGUUCAUCCGGCGUUUCGAGCCGGCAUUGGAAGAGCAAUUCUACGCUUUGCCCAGUCACGUCGAGCAAUCGGACGUUUUUCGCGUGUUGGUGUCCAAGUGGAUUGGGGGAGUUUAUGCAGAUAUCGACACCGAGCCUCUUCAAUCGCCAGCCGCGUGGAUCACCCGAGCCGACAUCACACCCUGGGAGGAUCUCGAAACCGGUCGCGUUUAUAACUCUACACACCCGGUGCAAGGCAUUGUUGGUCUAGAGGCAGACUGUCCGCCCGACGGCGACUCCUACUGGCGCAUGGGAUAUCUGUUGCCCACCCAGCUGACACAAUGGGCCUUUGCCUGGGCGCCGGGGCACCCAGUGUUGCAGACCUUUAUUGACCAUCUCUUUGGGGAGUUACAGAGUGUCUCAUCCCAUCAUGCAGGCGAACCCCGAUCACAAUCCACCCAGGCAGAGCUGGAAGCAAUGGAUCCGAUUGCUCUCACCGGGCCGGUGGCUUUCACUCACGCGGUGCAGAGCUGGUUGGGCGGGAGAACAGGGCUCCGGUGGAAUGCUUUGUCUGGAUUACAGGACGGAGGAAGAAGCAAGUUGGUGGACGAUGUCUUGGUCCUCCCAAUUACUGGAUUCAGCCCCGGCCGAGGAAAGUAUGGGAACAUGGGUUCCAAGCCCAUCACGGACCCGGCGGCUCGCCUCCUUCACCGCGCGCAAGGCUCCUGGCGAGCGUUCAACCUGCGGGUGGAGUAUGGCAAGUUCUGUCGAACGGUGUUUGGCCGGUGUCGAUACUGGUCUAAGGUGCCUAAAGGGUUAUUCCUUUGA